AUGUCCUGCUUCGUCAUUCGAAAACUUGCAAGCAGAAAGAUAACCGACCACUUGGACCGUUGCGUAAAGCAACAGCAAGUUACCAGUCAAGACACCUAUGAUCAAGGAACUUCCGAGUUGCACCCGCCAGACCCCGCAACCAAUGAAUCAUGUGUGAAAACUCGUCAAAGCUCUCAGCGGCGAAUAUCAAUCUCCUUCCUUCUCAACUGCCCCGACGACUUUCACCGACGAUUAGCAGAGCAACAUGAGGAUGAUCUUUUCGAGGCCACGAACCUGUCGGGCCAGUUCACAGAAACGUGGCCAUUUCUCUUUCACGCUUUCAUAAACCCGUCUGCGUUAGACACUACUUCUCAACAUCCCGACCUGUUAUACGGACUAGACGACUACCCGAGCUUAUCAAGAACAAGCGAAGAGCUAUUUCGUUGUCUUGGCCAGGCCCGUCUCCCCUACACUUCGGAUAUCGAGUCUGACCGCACGAGAGCCCGUGCAUUCGUCUCGGAGGCCAGUAUCAUGCGUUUCGUGAAUGCAUUCUUCCAAUAUGCAUACAGCAGCAAUCCUUUCAUCCACAAGGCCUCUUUCAAUGUCAAUACUGCGUCACGGUAUCUCGUCCUGGCUAUGUUACUCUUCGGGUUGACUUAUGCUUCCCCCGAGAAUGCUUCAGCUUACAAUGGGUAUUUGCAUGUUGUUGAGUUCCUUAUCUUUGAGGGACCUGAGUUCCAACAACUUUUACGGCAGAAAAAACAUUCAGUCAUUUCUAAGGAAAUCAUACAACUUAUCCAAGCGGCAAUACUGGUCAUCGAGCUACAGGGCUCACAGCACGAUGUGGAAAUAAAGAGACGAAUCCGGGUCCAGAGGCUGCCGACUUUGAUAUCUGUGGUUCGAUUAUUAGAUCUCACCAAAGUUGUCAAUGAUAUCGUUCUCGAUGGUAAAAUUGCCACCCUGGAGGAAUGUUCGCACAAAGAGACUCUUGUGAGGCUCAUGGCGUGGGUUUGUCUUCUUGACGCCUAUUGCGUCAUCUUUUAUCACUCGCCUCCUCAACUAAGACUUUUUGAAGCAGAGUUUGGCUUGCCAACACACGACGCUAUAUUCGAUGCGAUCAACCCAGCUGAAGCAAGCGAUGUUCUUGUAAAAAAGACCUCCCAAGCUGCACCUCCGACUCUUCGAUCGGUAGUGCAACGCUUGAUGGAUAAUAAGCCACUCAAUCUGGAAGUGGAGCACUUACAAAUUGACAGUCUCUUUGGACUUUUCCUUAUCUUAAGUGCACUUCACUGCGUUUUAUUUGACCUCCAAGCGCUAGCAUCCAUCAUCAACAUCCCGGAAGCUUUUAAACCUGUGGAGCGUGCUUUGGAUAGAUGGAAACUCAUAUGGGACUCGAAAUAUGCAGAGCUUCAGCUUUCAUCGAUGGGCCCGUCGGGGUUUAUGGUUCAUGCGUUGGAGUACUGGUGGCUAGCGAAAAAGCUGGUAAAACACCCACAGAUCUUUAGUAUGAGGGAUGAAGUUGCAGCGGACUCGACGGUGGCUUUUCGUGAGAUGGUUAGGAGUUUGAAAGGAAUGCAGUCAGAUUGA
Penicillium subrubescens is the source of this 1566-nucleotide messenger RNA. RefSeq lists its product as uncharacterized. Lineage: Eukaryota; Fungi; Ascomycota; Eurotiomycetes; Eurotiales; Aspergillaceae. The record is from RefSeq and is a predicted model, not a curated record. Gene Ontology annotation, biological process: regulation of transcription by RNA polymerase II; DNA-templated transcription. Gene Ontology annotation, cellular component: chromatin. The transcript has 4 exons. Gene Ontology annotation, molecular function: RNA polymerase II cis-regulatory region sequence-specific DNA binding; zinc ion binding; DNA-binding transcription factor activity, RNA polymerase II-specific. The coding region runs from base 1 to 1566 and encodes 521 amino acids.